CCAUACAUAUUCCUUAUCAGCUUUCCUUGCCUAUCACUGAACUAAAAGUGAGGACAACUGGAAACAGUCCACACUUUGACACCAUCAGAGAUCAAGGUUGUUGCAAUGAUGGGGGAUUCGCUCUUUGUUGGUUCACCACAGGACACUGAGCAAUCGACUAGGACUGGGGAGGACCCAUCUUCCAGAUCGCAAGGCUCCUUUCCAGAUAUUUUGAAACUUUUUAAUCCUGACCUCAUUGGAUACUCUCAAGACAACAGAAGCCAUGACAACUCACUGGACCAGUCUACUCUGAAAGUGGAAGCUGAGGAAUUGCCAGGCCAGGCUUCAAAACUGGUGAGCAGUUUAAAAAAUCAGCCGCACGUCAACUUUCAGAGGGAUUGGAAGCUGAUUACAAUUUACAUGGGCCUUGCUGAUCUCUGUGCAUAUUGCACAAAUAAGGAAUAUUACUCACCAGAAAAUGUUGCAUCCAGACUUAAAGAGGCUCUGGAUAUUCUGUAUCAAGAGGUACCACGAGCCUUUGUGAAUGUUGUGGAGAUGCAGAGCAUCGACAGCCUCCUCCAACGGUAUGGCCCGAAACUCUCUGUACAAGAACCAAGGGAUUUUUGUGACUGCUUGGUCAAACUCCACAACUCAGGAAAGUUAUCAGCAUACAACAUUAGUAGGGACUUCAUGAAUGCCAUUCAGGAACUGGUGUACUCCGGGAUCUACGACAAGCGCGACGAUUACACGGUGGUUCUGCAACCCUUCCUCAGGAACCUGGAGUUCCCGCUCACUCCGAGUGGCAAAGCUGAUCCCAGUUAUUUAUCACAGAAUGGCCUCCAUUUCAGUUUCAAGAGCCACACCCCUUUAGCCAGCGGUCUUUGGAAUAAUAUGCUCGAACCCGCUGGGCAGAAAAACGAGGUCCUUAAAUUAUCACCAGCAGCCCCUCGGUUGCAUUGCCCAACCAAGGAAAGACCCUACCUCUUCACUUAUCAGAAUAGCAACUAUGGAGUGAACUUGCAAGGUGGGGCCAGAGGCUCUGGCUUGGAGGAUUUUGGCAGUGAAGUGACUUGCACGGAAAGGGCGCCGUCUAACAGAGUUCCAGUCUCAGUCCACGAGCUCAGACCAGCAGAUAUUAAGGUGAUCGCUGCCCUCGGAGAUUCUAUCACAGCAGGUAAUGGGGCUGGAGCAAAGCCCAAUGACCUCAUUGGAGUUCUCACCCAGUUCCGAGGUCUUUCUUGGAGUAUCGGAGGAGACAAUAAUAUAACAACUGUCACCACUCUGACAAACAUUCUCCGAGAGUUUAACCCUUCCUUGGUUGGAUAUUCCACUGGUACUGGUCGUCAAGACACCCCACAGUCUUUCUUGAACCAGGCCGUUGCGGGAUCUGUUUCUGGGGAGUUGAUGGAACAGGUCAGGAAACUGUUGCAGCUGAUGAAAAAUAAUUCGAGAAUCAAUUUUCAGGAAGACUGGAAGAUGAUUACCCUGUUCGUCGGAGGGAAUGAUCUCUGUGACUAUUGCUUGAAUACUACCAAAUUUUCUCCAGAUAACUUUAUCAAGAACAUACAGGAAGUACUGGAUACACUUCACAGUGAGGUCCCAAGAGCCUUUGUGAACUUGGUGACAGUUCUCAACAUUGUUCCAUUACGGGAGCUUUUUACUGACACACGACUGAAAUGUCCAUUAUUCCUCUUAAAGUUGCUUUGCAGGUGUGUCGUUAACCCUCUGGACAACUCAACAGAGCUGAACGAACUGAAAACCCUCAAUCAGGAAUAUCAGAGGCGAACACACUUAUUGAUCGAGUCUGGAAGGUACGACAGCAAGGAAGACUUUACCGUGGUCAUCCAGCCAUUUCUCGAGGACGUCCAAAUGCCAAGGGACAAGGUAACCACAACACUCAGCACCUAAUGCGCUGUUGCCAGUUAGACCAGUGGGAGAUAACAGCAAAAUUCCUCAUCAAUGUUUCAUCUCCAAUAACAGUACAAUUGUCCAG
Molecule: messenger RNA, 1972 nt
Organism: Hypanus sabinus (Atlantic stingray)
Lineage: Eukaryota; Metazoa; Chordata; Chondrichthyes; Myliobatiformes; Dasyatidae
Product: phospholipase B1, membrane-associated-like
Exons: 25
Coding region: 106-1887 (593 amino acids)
Biological process (GO): phospholipid metabolic process
Cellular component (GO): brush border membrane
Molecular function (GO): retinyl-palmitate esterase activity; A2-type glycerophospholipase activity; phosphatidylcholine lysophospholipase A1 activity
Source: RefSeq, a predicted model, not a curated record